Laccaria bicolor S238N-H82 is the source of this 771-nucleotide messenger RNA. RefSeq lists its product as uncharacterized. The transcript is spliced from 3 exons. Lineage: Eukaryota; Fungi; Basidiomycota; Agaricomycetes; Agaricales; Hydnangiaceae. The coding region runs from base 1 to 771 and encodes 256 amino acids. The record is from RefSeq and is a predicted model, not a curated record.
AUGGCCGGCCUCGAAAGAUCUGCUAAGCGUGUUUCACAGUGGACCAAUAACGAGCUCCUUGCUUUCAACAUUCGAGUAAAAGACGCUGGGGUUGAGGCGUUUUUCAAUAUCCCUCAGCUCCCCCUACCAACGGUUUCUACAACAAUUUUGGAUAAUCUCGACGAGCCACCUGGGCCUUUGCUUGAAAUGGACUAUCCAUUCUUCGCUUAUAAACACUAUGCAGAACAACCGCACACCUUCAAUGAUUUUCCUAUGUUCCUUUUGAAACUCUUACGCUAUGAAAGCGGACGUCGCCUGCUCCUUGUCUGGGCAAAGGAUCCCUUGCUCAUGGCUGGUCGGCGCGUCAUUGCAAAUACCGAUCUGUACCUGAUGAAAGUAGGUGAAGUCAAGGAGGUUCUCUUGAUCGUUCACGAGGAUAAGCACUCAAACCAAGAUCCCGAAGCACAAGUCAUCGCAAAGGCAAUCGCCGCCUUCGACCGCAAUAAUAAUAACCGCGUGAAAUCAGGCUUACAACGCCUGCCGGACAAGGACAUUUGGGCUAUCGUCAAUAGACGCAAUGCACUCAUCUUUUAUCGUGUUCAUGUUACGACAGCACUUGUUGAUGCCCUUGCCGCGGCAACCUAUCCACAGGAAGAAACAAUGGUCCUGAGGUUUAUACCACCUGUCCCGAACCACGAACUGUACAAAACGGAAGGAAUGCAUCCGCUGGCCAAUAGGCGUUCUGUCUUCCAAUGCCUCGAAGCCCUCAAGGCGGUUAUAGGAUAUGUGUGA